AUGCUUAAAACACUUUUCCCAUCGUGGUACAAGAAGCCAAUCAUACCUGCCGAAGAAAUCCCCAAGAAGUUUAUAACCAAUGAAGAUAAGCAGGCAGUUCAGUACACCAUGAACGAUAAGGAUUCGUUCGUGGAUAUAAAUUAUAAAAAUCUCAGCUAUGCCGAGGUUGCAGCGUUAUCCAAGAGUAAACCAAUGGUCAGCAAGGUCAAAAAGACCCUGAAACCUGCCAAACAUACAAACACAAACUACAAGAUCUUGACAAAUUUAGGUCAUGACGACGACCUAGCUGACUCGAUAGUAUUGCCCGAAAAGUUCAAAUCUGACAUCCACUACAAGAAAAGCAAGCAGUUCAAACAGCCAUCCCCUAGAAAUAAGAGAAACAAUGCUGUAGCUGUCUAG
Molecule: messenger RNA, 399 nt
Organism: Debaryomyces hansenii CBS767
Lineage: Eukaryota; Fungi; Ascomycota; Pichiomycetes; Serinales; Debaryomycetaceae
Exons: 1
Coding region: 1-399 (132 amino acids)
Source: RefSeq, a predicted model, not a curated record